AUGGGCAGACUAGGUACAUACGACCAGGCUCAGGUGAUUGUCAAUAAUCAGACAGCGUUGGGCCUAAAAGCUGUGGAUAUAAACGACGCAAAGAAGUGGUCAGCUACUGAAAGAAUCACCAAAGCGGCUUUGGACGCAUGCGUUAUCAACAGUCAGCUAACAAGCUCUAUCGAUAAAUCUAAACAAAUUUAUAACGACAUCGUAGCUUGGUUUGGAGGUGUUCCCUUCCUCGGCGGAAAAGUAACCCAGGAUUCUGCCAGCAUUUGGGGUACGGUAGGCCUUAUAGAGCAAACUCAUGCUCUCGGAACGCUGCUCUCGUCUUGGGUUUCCGUCGAUUAUAAAAAUGUCUCUCAAAAUGCGCUCUACAUAUCGCAG
Molecule: messenger RNA, 375 nt
Organism: Cylicostephanus goldi
Lineage: Eukaryota; Metazoa; Nematoda; Chromadorea; Rhabditida; Strongylidae
Source: the annotation of a GenBank genome assembly